Messenger RNA from Drechmeria coniospora, 924 nucleotides. RefSeq lists its product as uncharacterized. The record is from RefSeq and is a predicted model, not a curated record. Gene Ontology annotation, cellular component: Mis6-Sim4 complex; kinetochore. NCBI's taxonomy places the organism in Eukaryota, Fungi, Ascomycota, Sordariomycetes, Hypocreales, Ophiocordycipitaceae. Bases 1 to 924 code for a protein of 307 amino acids. The transcript has 2 exons.
AUGACGACAAUGCCCGCCUCCGAGGGAACAGACCUCGACGCCGAGAUUGCAGAACUAGAAUCUCAAGGCAAAUAUUGCACUGCUUUCCAUUCCCAAGCAGGCUGCUCAACCAUUCUCUCGUCCACGACGACUCAGAGCCUGCUCCAAGCCAGCUCACCUGCUUCCUCUUUUGCAUCGCCGUACCCACCUUCAAGCAUCGCUCGACGAGCCAGACGAGCCGACCCAUCAAGAUCCAACCUCGCCUCCCACGCCACUGAGCAACGCGCAUACACCCAGCAAUGCAUCUAUCGUACCGCCGCACCCGUCACGGCCUUCAAGGUUCACGACCCAGACCCCAAUGCUGUCGAUGGCGGCCACGUUCUCGGUCUGCGUCUCGAAGUCAUGUCUCGCGGCCACUUCCUCCGCCCCUACUACGUCAUGCUCAAUCGCCCCUUUUCCUCCGGCAAGCACCUCCGUGUCCACCGUCACACGGUGCCGCCUGCCGUGCCGCUUGCCGCCUUCGCCGCCCGCCACCUACCGCCCCCCACGUCCGAUGCCAACGACCAGUCGUCUCCGCCUCGGCAGGACCUCGACCGCUUCGUCCGCGCCCUGCGGAGGGAGGUGACGCGGUACCAUAACCGACUCGGUGUAUCGGCCGAUCUGCGACGGCGCCUCGGCCUGCGAGACGGUCCAGAAUCCCGACCUCGGCACAGCAGCUCCAUCGUCGACGUCAGUGUCGCGGACAUCGAAGCCAAGCAGAUCAAGCUCACGUGGGCGGACGAAAGGAGCGGGCGGCUCAUCAUGGACGACGACGGCCACAUCAUGAAGCUCGUCGUCUUUGGUAGAGACGGACGCGACUGGGAAACAACAAAGGAGCUCGUAUUCGGGAAACGAAACCGCAUGGAGGAUAUCGCGCAACGACUAGAAGAUCGCGGCGCAGCAUGA